Crotalus tigris (Tiger rattlesnake) is the source of this 8552-nucleotide messenger RNA. RefSeq names its product protein tyrosine phosphatase receptor type U (gene PTPRU). Gene Ontology annotation, cellular component: membrane. The transcript is spliced from 33 exons. NCBI's taxonomy places the organism in Eukaryota, Metazoa, Chordata, Lepidosauria, Squamata, Viperidae. Gene Ontology annotation, molecular function: protein tyrosine phosphatase activity; protein binding. The coding region runs from base 403 to 4686 and encodes 1427 amino acids. The record is from RefSeq and is a predicted model, not a curated record. Gene Ontology annotation, biological process: protein dephosphorylation.
UUUUUUUUUCCCCUCUGCUCUUCCCCCCACCCGCUGCCGAAGCUUUUCGGUUCCAAUCAGGCUUUCGCUGCUGUUUCAGCUGUGUGGAAUCCACGGUUUGUCGGGGUAACUUUCCGCCGCGUUUUUGAGCGAAGGCAGCUCUCCGCCCGUCGCGGCCAGAAGACCGACGGAGAGGCGAGAAAGAGGACGCUGGGGGAAAGGAUAACUUUUGGGGGGGACGGGAGGUGGGGAUCCAGGCUUGUCCCGAUGCAAGAUGCCGGGCACCCGCGCUUUGAUCUUCAUGCUCACCUUCCAGAUCUGCUCCUUGGAGACCGAAACGCCGACAGGAAUAGAGUGGCACACCACCCAAGAACGGAGGUGAGAUCAGGAACAUCGUGAAACCUAUUCUAGUGAACCACCGAGAUGAUCUUGGAAAUGGAAGCUGGCUGCACAUUUGAAGAAGACGGGGAUCUAAAUCAGUGUGAAUAUAGCCAAGGUGCUGAAGAUGACUUUGAGUGGGAGUUGAUCCGAAGCUAUCUUCUUCCCCAUCUGACCUCUGAUCUUCCUCAUGGUUCUUAUCUGAUGGUCAAUUCCUCCCAGCACAAUCCAGGGCAGAAAGCACAGAUCCUUUUCCAGACAUUGAGCGAAAAUGAUACUCACUGCCUCCAAUUCAGCUACUUCAUAUACAGCCGGGAUGGGCACAGCCCUGGGACUUUGAAUGUCUUUGUCAAAAUGAAUGGAGGGCCACUGGGAAGUGUGGUGUGGAAUGUCUCUGGCUCCCAUGCGCGGCAAUGGCAUCAGGUGGAGCUCGCUGUCAGCAUGUUUUGGCCCAAUGAGUACCAGGUAUUGUUUGAAGCAGUCGUUUCCAAUGAAAGGCAUGGCUACUUGGGAUUGGAUGACAUCCUACUCUUGAAUUAUCCCUGCUCCAAAGCACCUCAUUUUUCCCGCCUGGGUGAUGUGGAGGUAAAUGCUGGACAGAAUGCUACUUUUCAAUGUGUAGCUGCUGGCAAGGCUUCAGAAACAGAGAGGUUCCUCAUGCAGAAGCAGAAUGGGAUUGUCAUUCCCACUGUCUCAGUGAAGCACAUCAGUCACAGAAGAUUUUUGGCUACAUUUCAACUGGAUCAAGUGUCAAAAGGAGACCAGGACUUGUACCGCUGUGUGACUCAGUCUAGCAGGGGCUCUGGUGUCUCCAACUUUGCUGAGCUGAUAGUCAAAGAGCCCCCAACACCCAUUGCACCCCCACAGCUUUUGAGAGCAGGUUCAACAUACUUAAUCAUCCAGCUCAAUACCAACUCAAUCAUUGGAGAUGGUCCUAUUGUAAGAAAAGAGAUUGAGUACCGGAUGACAUCAGGACCUUGGUCGGAAGUACAUGCGGUGAACAUGCAGACCUAUAAGUUGUGGCAUCUCGAUCCCGACACAGAGUAUGAAAUCAGUGUCCUGCUGACCCGGCCAGGAGAUGGUGGGACUGGCAAACCCGGACCUCCACUCAUCAGUAGGACAAAGUGUGCAGAACCCAUGAGGGCCCCCAAAGGCCUUGCCUUUGCAGAGAUCCAAUCCAGGCAACUGAUCCUUCAGUGGGAGCCUCUGGGUUACAACCUGACACGCUGUCACACAUAUACUGUCACACUCUGCUAUCGCUAUGCUGUAGGCACUGGCCAUAACCAGACCUUUCGUGAAUGUGUGAAGAUGGAGCAUGGUAUCAACUGUUACACCAUCAACAAUCUUCUGCCUUUUAAAAAUGUCCAUGUUAAGCUUAUCCUGUCUAAUCCUGAAGGCCGGAAAGAAGGCAAAGAGAUGAUAUUUCAAACUGAUGAAGAUGUCCCUGGAGGCAUAGCUUCAGAGUCCCUCACAUUUACCCCCCUGGAGGACAUGAUUUUUCUGAAAUGGGAGGAGCCAGUGGAACCAAAUGGUCUCAUAACACAAUAUGAGAUCAGCUACCAGAGCAUUGAAUCCUUUGACCCAGCAGUCAAUGUGCCUGGCCCACGACGCACCGUCUCCAAGCUCCGAAAUGAAACUUAUCAUGUUUUCUCCAACCUUCAUCCUGGGACAACCUACCUUUUUUCAGUAAGAGCACGAACUGGCAAGGGCUUUGGUCAAACUGCUCUGACUGAGAUCACCACCAACAUCUCAGCACCUAGUUUUGAUUAUGGAGACAUACCUUCACCACUGGGAGAGUCGGAUAGCACCAUCACUGUUCUCCUGCGGCCAGCCCAGGGCAGGGGUGCCCCAAUCAGCACAUACCAAGUCAUUGUGGAAGAAGACAGACCUAAGAAGAUCAAGCGAGAGUUAAGUGGCCCAGAAUGCUUCCCAGUGCCACUCACUUUUGAUGAUGCCAUAUCCCGUGGCUUGGUUCACUACUUUGGAGCUGAACUUUCCCCAAGCAGCCUCACAGAAGCCAGACCCUUCACUGUAGGAGACAAUCAAACCUAUAGAGGUUACUGGAAUCCUCCAUUGGAACCCAAGAAGGCCUAUCUCAUCUACUUCCAGGCUAUGAGCAAUCUCAAAGGGGAAACAAGACUGAAUUGUAUCCGAAUAGCUCGGAAAGCUGCCUGUAAAGAAAGCAAGCGUCCCUUGGAAGUUUCCCAGCACUCGGAGGAAAUGGGCCUCAUUCUGGGUAUCUGUGCUGGAGGACUGGUGGUGUUGAUCAUCCUUCUUGGGGCAAUCAUUGUUGUCAUUCGGAAAGGGAGGAACUACUAUUCUUAUUCCUAUUACCCGAAACCUGUCAACAUGACCAAAGCCACAAUCAACUACCGCAAUGAGAAAACACACACGAUGAGUGCAGUUGAUCAGAGCUUCACAGACCGGAGUACCCUUCAGGAAGAUGAGAGGCUGGGAUUAUCUUUCAUGGAUACUCACAAUUACAACAACAGAGGUGAUCAAUGUUCCAACAUUGUCAAUGAGUCCAGCAGCCUAUUAGGGGGGUCCCCUCGAAGGCAGUGUGGACGCAAAGGCUCCCCCUAUCACACCGGGCAGCUUCACCCUGCUGUCCGAGUGGCCGAUCUUCUCCAGCACAUCAACCAAAUGAAAACAGCAGAAGGGUAUGGCUUCAAGCAGGAAUAUGAGAGUUUCUUUGAAGGCUGGGAUGCUUCAAAGAAGAAAGAAAAGACCAAAGGGAGACAGGAUCACAUGCCUACCUAUGACCGACACCGGGUUAAGCUCCAUCCACUUCUUGGUGAUCCCAAUUCUGACUAUAUUAAUGCUAAUUACAUUGAUGGUUACCAAAGAUCUAAUCAUUUCAUAGCCACACACGGCCCCAAACAGGAGAUGAUCUAUGAUUUCUGGCGGAUGGUAUGGCAGGAACACUGUUCCAGCAUAGUAAUGAUAACAAAGCUGGUAGAAGUGGGAAGGGUUAAGUGUGCCAAAUAUUGGCCAGAUGACUCAGAGAUGUAUGGAGACAUUAAAAUUACCCAGGUGAAAUCAGAGACUCUGGCAGAAUAUGUAGUGAGGACCUUCACCCUGGAAAGGAGAGGCUAUUCAGCAAGGCAUGAAGUUCAGCAGUUCCACUUCACAUCAUGGCCAGAACACGGGGUACCCUACCACGCCACAGGGCUGCUGGCAUUCAUUCGCAGAGUCAAAGCUUCUACACCUCCUGAUGCAGGACCCAUAGUUAUUCACUGCAGUGCUGGUACUGGACGGACAGGUUGCUACAUAGUCCUGGAUGUAAUGCUGGAUAUGGCUGAGUGUGAAGGAGUUGUAGACGUUUACAAUUGUGUGAAGACUCUCUGCUCACGGAGAAUCAACAUGAUUCAGACUGAAGAGCAAUAUGUCUUCAUCCAUGAUGCCAUAUUGGAAGCUUGUCUUUGUGGAGAGACCAGCAUUCCCAUCAGUGAGUUCAGACCUACAUACAAAGAGAUGGUUAGAAUAGAUCCACAGAGCAACUCAUCUCAGUUACGGGAGGAAUUUCAGCAGACUCUGAAUUCUGUAACACCCCACCUGGAUGUGGAGGAGUGCAGCAUUGCCCUUCUACCACGCAAUCGGGAAAAAAAUCGGAGUAUGGAUGUGCUGCCUCCGGACCGGUGCCUCCCUUUUUUGAUCUCCAUGGAUGGAGACAGCAACAAUUACAUCAAUGCGGCCUUAACUGAUAGCUACACCAACAGUGCUGCUUUCAUUGUAACCUUGCACCCUCUACAGAACACUACAACAGAUUUCUGGCGGUUGGUAUAUGACUAUGGCUGCACCUCCAUCAUUAUGCUCAACCAGCUCAACCAGUCCAAUUCUGCCUGGCCUUGUUUACAAUAUUGGCCAGAACCAGGCCUUCAGCAAUAUGGACCAAUGCAGGUGGAAUACAUAUCUCGGUCAAGUGAUGAAGAAGUUGUAGCCCGUCUUUUCCGGGUGCAGAACAUAACACGAUUACAGGAAGGACACUUGAUGGUCCGGCACUUUCAGUACCUGCGGUGGUCAGCCUACAGAGAUAUUCCAGACUCGAAAAAGUCUUUCCUGAAUUUAUUAGCCCAAGUAGAGAAGUGGCAAGAAGAGAGUGGCAAUGGCAGGACCAUUGUCCAUUGUUUGAAUGGAGGUGGACGGAGUGGUACCUUCUGCGCCUGCACCAUGAUCCUGGAGAUGAUCAGGUGCCACAAGCUGGUGGAUGUUUUUUUUGCCGCAAAGACCCUUCGCAACUAUAAGCCAAAUAUGGUCGAGACCUUUGAACAAUACCACUUCUGCUAUGACAUAGCCCUGGAAUAUCUGGAUUCACUGGAGACCAGAUAGCAUCCAAAGUUGCCAGCAGAGCAGAGCCUAUACAAACUCAACCGAUGUACACAGUGUUGUGCAUAUGCCAGCCAUGAGUUUGAUACCUGCGUGUCAUUUCUAUGUAUAUGGAUACUGGUGUGCGGAAUGGGCAUCCCGGUGGGUCUCCUUGUGAUGCUAAGACUCAGCAGCUGGAAAGAACCCAGCACUACAGACAGCAGACAACAAGCAAAAUCCACCUCCUAUCAACAUGGCCACAGGAGAUUGGAGGAAGCAAUGGAAUUUCUUCUGAAAGCUAAGAUGCUUUCUGGGCAGAAAAGAUCAGCUUGUCAUUGUUUGGGAAAGCAGUGUGGGACUAAAAUGCUCUUUGGACAUGUACAGUUUUCAUUUUCUCUUUAUAACCACCCCUUUCUUGUCUCCAAAUUAGUGCCUGCCUCCAAAGAAUUUGUAAAUUGCUAUGUGGCAGGAAAACUGCUGUAAAAACAGAACAAAACCCCAGUCAUCUAAGAGGAAGAAAGCAGGCAUGUGUCUUGCUCUUGAAUUAAGGUGUUCAGAUUUUCAGAUAACUAUGGUAACUGUAUACCUGGGUAUUUUGUUCCAAACUAUCCAAGCUUUGGAAAAGCCUUACUUAGACCAUAGAAUCUAGUAUUGGAAGAGGCCUCAGAGGUCUUCUAGUCCAACCCUCUGCUCAAGGCAGGAGAUCUUGUACCAUCCCAGUCAAAUGGUUGUCUAGUCUAUGUUUGAAAACCUCCAGUGAUGGAACACCCACAACUCCAGGAACAAGCUAUUCUAUUGAUUAAUUCUUCUCACUGUCAGAAAAAUUAUCAGAAUAUUGGUGUCGGACCUGUAGCCCUUGAUAGGCAUCUUUUCAAGUAGGGCUAUCUAUUCAUAAAACUUUCUUAAUAGUGCAACCUCUUCAACAACUUUGCCACAAGAACUCAUGCACAGAUGCAGACUUCAUAGUUUACCAACAAGCAUGUAAGUCAGAAGAGAAUAUGUUCCUAACAAUGAUUAAGCAAGGGGUAUGAGUAAGAAAGGAAAGGUCCCUAUCAAUCCAGAUAAUUCUGUUUUAGAGUCAAGUGUAGACUUUCCUGUGUGUGUUGGUGGCGAUUUUGGAAUGAAAGGCGGUGACAAAUAGCUGUUUUCAGCACUUACGAUUAAUGUAGUGGGAAGACUUUUAUGCUUUGGAAAGGUGAGCUGGUUGAGUUUGCUGGAAGAGAUAGCUUUAUAUUGCCUUUGUGUGGCUUUGCUUGGAGUCAGACUUCACAGGAGGUAGUGCUGAAAGAUGCCAGCAUAAGAAUAUGAAGGAUGGGCAGGUAUGUUUUUAUAAGAAUCCAAGACCUUGGAUCUCAUUUCUUUCUUUUGCUCCAUCAGCCAAGCUAACCAGAUUAUUUCUACAUCUCACACUCUUGGUGCAAGGUUCUGUUGAGAUAAUUAAUAGAGGAGUUUUUAAUGCAGAAUGGCAUUAGAGCACCAGAUGUGCUGUGCAUGAAAAUUUAGGUGCGCCAUUUAUUUAAAAGAUUCACUAGACACUCCAGACAGGCUAAGAGAAUUUUCACCAAACAUGGAGGAUCAGCUUGUUCAAAACAUUUGGCCAGUCCAUUUAAAAAGCACAAUGCCUCCAAUUUUCAGGCAACAUGAUGCAGACAAGUGCAUGUGCAAAAAAUGCGGAGUAGUUAAUGUGACUUUGUAUGCUUUAUAAAGUGCAUCACACUGAUAUAAAUGAAUAGGCUUCAGCUAGAGCCUUAAUGAGGCAGUAAAAAGUAUCAAAGUGUUGGUAUGACUUAGGUGAUUGAAGCCCUGCUCCUUUUUGGUGCAUGAGAUACAUAAAACACAUUAAAAAAGAGAGGGGGGCUUCAGGUGCCUAGUGGCACCUAUGAUUUUGAUCCCCUUCCCCAUGAAACCUCUGGACUUCGGACCAUGAAUCUUUUUUUUUUUUCCAAAUUACUUUUAGUCCUGUCAACAAAGAGCAUUAGUCGCUGUGUUGAUAGAUGCAAUAAAGGAAGAAGAUUCUUCUAGGUCAGAAUAUUGAUUGAAUUAGCCAAGGGAAAGGAGAUCUGUUGGUUCAUAGAACAGAUAUAAAGAUGAUGCAUUCCUUUUGGGGAAAAUAGGGGAAAAGAAGCAUAAAUAUGAACAGAAACUCAAGCCAAUACUUUUAGGAAUGACAUGGCAACUUACAUUAUUUCAUGCAUCUAUCAGCUUGUAUUUUCUGGGGGGGGGUGUUUCUCUCCAGAAUGCCCAAAUGUCCCAUCUUAGGACUUUUUGGGAAGGAGAGAAAAAAAGGACAAUGACCAUCAGCGAGAUCCGCUAUUUUGGAUGCAGUUUCUACCUCUUUUUUUUGGGGGGGGGAGAGGAAGUGGGGAGAUUUAAAGCUUUUUUUUCCACAAUGAAUUCUGGGGAAAGUGAAAUGACACCUCUCCAGAAGUAGCAGCCAGAUAUAGUAGGGUAAAGUGAUGAGAUAAGAGGUGUGGAAACACUCAAAAGGAAGUGUUAAUACAUGUAAUCCCAAAUGGGUGAUUGGAUUACAAGAACUAAAUUGAGAAACAGGUGAUGGGGCAAGAAUUGAUUUUUUUUAAAAAAGAUUAGGUUUUGAUUCCAGCUGGUAUGGUGCCUCUGAGGAGACUUAGAACAUUAAUUCCAAGUACUCCAAAAAGUUUGAGAAGACAAUCCUAGAUAUUUGUAGCUAAGCACAAUGGUAAUAUGUGUGUGAUGUCUUUUAUUAUAGAUCCCAAGGUCAGAGGCAAGUAUGUAAACCAUAGAUAACACAUGCAUUGUCUGAUGCUACAUGUUUCAUCACUUGAUAUAACUUGUGGACAUGUAUGAAGCCAGUGUGGAAAAAUAAGAUUGGAAUUGGUUCAGUAGAGUUAAGAGACAAUCAGCAGGGGCCCAGGUAUAACAUGUAGUUGAGCAGAAUGGAAUUAUCAAAAUGUAGAACAAAUGGGAACCUGAGGCUGAAACAGAAGGGCUGUUUUUUCUUUUCCUUCCUCCUGUGAAUGUGAAUGUGAAGAUGGAGAUUGAUUAAUGAGAAUAGCAACAUGUAGUGUCUUGCAUUUAAAGCAAAGACAGCUGCCAUGUGUGCUUUUGCACAGUUUGUACAGCUAGAGUGUUAAAAAGGCUAAGCAUGGAAUAUAAUUUCAUAUAAGUACAGAAUAUGGGAGCUCAGAGAAAUAUUCUGCUGGCUGAAAGUCACAGCUUUCAUUUUGAAAAUAGAGAAGAAAAGGAGGAGUCCUGGCCUUAAUGGCUGGUGUAUUUUAAAUGAUAUACAUGGUAAUACAUAUACAUGGUAAGAUAUGUUGAAGACCACAUAUCUUAAAGUUGCCAAGGUUGAGAAAGCUUAGAAGCUUCCCCUCUAAGUGAAUCCUUGGCAAUUUCUCAAUACAAUGGUACCUUGGUAUUCAACUGCUUCAAAACUCAUUGAAUUUAUUUGAUGCACUUUGGUGCAAAAAUGUUGUGUUGGUACUCUUAGUUUCUUUGGUGUUUGGCACACUGCAAAAGGAAGAUGGGGGACAGCUGCAGAGGGUGGACUGGAAGUUGGCCAUACUGGGAAGGUCACUGACAUAGGCAAAAGGACAGAAGAAAGUUUUUCCUGGCUAAAACAAAGGGCCAUGUGGUAAGUCACCUGGUUUGUUUGGCACUUGUACUUUUUAGUAUCUGUCCUACCUCCCAGAACCAAUUAACAUUGAAUACCAUGGUACCACUGUAAUGGGACAUACUUCUAAUUGGAGAAACCCUUUUUUUAUGGGGUUGAUGCUAAUGCUAAUACCUUUAAAACAGUGGUUCUCAACCUUUUUAAUGCCGCGACCCCCAACCAGUCGUAAGUUGAGGACUACCCAACCGGUCGUACGUUGAGGACAUUCCCUGCCUGGGAGCACUGCGCAUGCGUGGUG